CAUGUUGAUAAUAAUACUGUUAAUAAUAAACUUACAAUAUAAACUUGCAGCUGCAGGAUCUCCGACCGAGAAUACAAAUUCAGAUCCCAUGUACGGUCAGACAACUGUUUGGAAUAUAAGAGUAUUCAAUGAUUUCAACACAAUUUGUAAUCAAACUCUUAGAUGGUCAGUAAGAACGAUGAAUAUAGAGCUAAGUUCAUUAAUAGAAUUUCAAUUAACGUGGAGGUCUCACAAAAGGGAAAUUAGAUUUUACGACAUUUUUUACUCCAGAUGUGGCCCUAAGAGACCAGCUUCCAAUUUAAGAGUUAUUGAGGAAGCGAAUAUUAAAUUAGAAGAUUCUAAUUCAGAUCCUGCAGGCUUAAGAGUAGGAAAUACUAUUAAAUCACCUGUUGUUUACGUUAUAAUAGACGACCACGAAGAGUUAAAUUUGUUAAAUAAAUUUAGGAGAAUACGAUUUACUGGAACAGAAUUAAUAGACUUUCGUGUUGAAGAUAACGCAGAAGCAGAAUCGAAAAUGGCUGAAUUUUUAAUUAAACAGUUAAACGUGGAAUGGCGUCAUAUUCUAUUUCAGAGAUGUCGUCAUGCUUUUCUCAUAGACGUCUAUGAGGCGUUGAAAAGGCGACUGGGAAAUCGUUUAAAAUUUGUUUUUCACUUUAUAUGUAGUCCAGGAAUGAGUCUUAUCUACGAACAGGAUUUCGAAGAAAUGAAAAUUUUCGCUUCCUGUUGCAAGGCUAAUAGAGAGAAUUUUCAAACUUCCAGUUUGUGUGUUAUACCAAGAAUGUAUGUUGCUAGUAAAUAUCAAACAUUACCCGGUUUUAACUAUAACAAAAUUGAAUGCUCUCUAAACCCUUUUGUUCCUGGGCCAGAUUAUAUUUAG
Dimorphilus gyrociliatus is the source of this 877-nucleotide messenger RNA. The record is from the annotation of a GenBank genome assembly. NCBI's taxonomy places the organism in Eukaryota, Metazoa, Annelida, Polychaeta, Dinophilidae.